GAAGCCUUCGGCAAAAAUGCCCAAUUUUGACAUGUUUUCUUUUCUUACUGAUUUCCUGUUCUGUGAUUUGAGAAUGCGGUUAAGUGUUUGAAACCAUCGCUUUAUUACCCAUUGAAUGUUACAGGCUAAAAUUUGAUCAUUGUAUUGUAGCUUUUUGUACCUUUUCGCCCAUUUGAUGAAAAUCAUGUUGAUCCACUAGAAGAAACGGAAAACCAAUUUAAAAACGACAAAAAAAGAAAAAGAACAAUUUUUUGUCCCUGUUUAUAAUUCAGCUCGAUUGUUGUUCUAUCUUUUUGUGUCUAUAAUUGCUUAAAAUCGAUUCGACGGAAGACAGACAAAGGCUCCAUUCUAAAUUCCCCGCGACUUCAUUUUACGCUUUUGCACCAAUUUUGUUUCCGUGACAUCGAAAAAAAAAAUAGUUUAAUUGCACUUUCUCCAUACAAUCUCUCCCACCCUUACAAUUCUGGGUUUUACCAACUCCGAAACCAUUUUAGAUUUGCCAUUUGAUAAGAAAUGUGGUCAAUUAGCGUCGAAUGUUUCUCGGAAAACCAAAAUUGAAAGCAAUUGCUGAUAAAUGCUAAUCCAAAGUUAGUGUUCGGAUUUUGAUAUGGAAAUAUUUACUAACCACAAUCGAAUUACUUAAAUUGGAAUUCAAGAAAGUUUAUCACUCAAUUUUUGAAAUUGUAAAUCGAUCAUCCUUGUUUGUUGCGCAAUAAUUUAUACGAAAACAAAUUGAUUAAACUUGGAAGUAAAUUUGCAUACUUCGGGUUUCGCAGAAUUUGUUUUAAUUUCACCAAUCUCCUUGCGUAUUUGAUUUAAUAAUCCACUAAAUGGUAAUUGAAAAAUCCGACAAUGUCAAUAGACGUGAAUGAAACAAGAGAUGACUCGUUUUUGAGAUAUGACUACCGACUCGGCUUUGUCGUCCGCUACUUCCUGCAAGACGAGCCUGCAUGUGACGACAGCUGGAUUCUUUUCCCCGCAGAGGUUCUGUGGAAUCGGUGGCUUCGAGGAACACUUUAUGUGCUGGGUCUGGGGUUCCUGUUUGUGGGCAUAUCCAUAGUGAGUGACAUCUUCAUGCAGAGCAUUGAGAUGAUUACGAGCAAGAAGAGGGUGGUCAAGUAUUAUGAUGCAGAGGCACAGGUGAUGGCGCAGAAGGAAGUGUUGAUCUGGAACGAGACAGUGGCCAACUUGACCCUCAUGGCACUUGGAAGCAGUGCUCCUGAAAUCAUGCUAUCCACAGUGGAAACCUGUCUGAAUUUGGGAAACGAGAAGAAGAAGGACGGGCUGGGAGUCUUCACCAUCAUAGGCAGUGCGGCCUUCAACCUCCUCAUCAUAAUCUCCGUCUGCAUCUCGGCUGUAGGCCCCGCCCCUAAAAGGAUCCGCCAGUUCGGGGUGUUCCUCUUGACAUCCUUCUGGUCCAUGUUCGCCUAUGUUUGGCUGUUGAUUGUACUCGACUAUGUCACACCCGGCGAGGUAGACUGGUGGGAGGCGCUGAUCACUCUUCUCUUCUUCCCCCUUUUGGUGUUGUCAGCCUACUACACAGACCUCAUCACUGCCAAAAAGAGAAAGAGGAAGAAGGCCGCUUUCGUCGAACGGAGGCGUUCCUCUAUGGGAGCUGUAUCAGGGAUCAGAGUGGGCUCAAUAACUCACCGACAGAAGAAGGGAAGUGUCGGUCAGGUGCUGAAAGAGCUGGCCAACUCGACUGGGUCUCAAGCCAGCUACAGCAAUGGAUACGGACACGCCACCACCUCAUUCUCACCCAAACGCAAAAAGCAUGCGGAGGAGGAGUCCAAUGGAAUUGUGAGUGGGGCAGCAGGAGUGACGUCAUCAGGGGGAGUGUCCAUUGAGGAACAACUGAAGGACCAGAAUAUACUCAAGUGGCAAGAAAAACAUUCUCUGCCGGAUUUGAUAAAAGUGUUCAGCGACCGAAUGAACAAACAAGUCUCGUCUGGGAGUGAAGAUCGAAUCAGUCGUCUCGUCCAACUCCUCACCCUCACUCAAGACAAGGACGACCUAAGACGAAUGGGGAGUAAAUUGGGGGCAAAUGGGGAGAUGACAAAACCGCGGGUGAUGUUCCUGUCGCCCCAGAUAGUGACUGAGCCUGGGGAUACCGUCGCCAGGGUGGAGGUCAUCAUCACCUAUGUACCACCAAACCAAUCGAAUGAAGAGACCAAAAAUCAGACAAAGGAUGACAUGUUUUUGGAGAGGCAGGCGAAUGAUGCUCUUGUGCACUCGAUGACGAACGGAGCAUCCAGCCCCACCACCUCCUCGGUAUUCUCAACCCCCUCCCUCCACAGAAUCAAAAAGAGCCCCCGUCUGAGUGUGACUGCAAUUGACUCUGCCUACGGGUCCACGAGUUCCAUGACAAAACGAGAGCCGAGACCACGACUUCCGGCCGACUCGAGACGAGGAGGCGACGAGGACAAUGCGAAUGACAUCGACUUAUCAGAAUUGAGCGUGAAAUUUGAAACACGAGACGCAACUGCCAAGAGUGGAGUGCAUUACAAGACCACCCAAGGUCAACUGGUGUUCUCGAAUGAGAAAAGGGUGUGUGUGAUUGAGAUCCCCCUAAUGGACAACUACUUGAGCUCAGCUGUGGAGAGGGAGGUGUUUGUGAUCCUCCAUUCUCCCUCCAAGGCAGUCCAACUAGGCAAGACCAGCAUCACCCGAGUCAACAUCAUACCAAACGUGGGCGCUGAGGUUGGAUUUGAGAGUGACUUCUACUACCUGAAUUGCAAAAAAGACAAAGAGGUCAUUCUGAAUGUACAGAGAUACGAUGCACUCAACACCAGAGUCUCAGUCGAGUAUUCAACCGAACUUGACUCUGCACAUGGGGGAGUGAGUUUGGAGAGUGGGUUAGUGGACUAUGUCACUAGCAGUGGUCUGGUGGUGUUCGAACAGCAGGAGACCAACAAACAAAUCACAAUCAAGUGCCACGCAGUCCCAAAGAAAGCGUUCUACGUUUUGCUGAAGAACCCUGUCAAGUGUAAAGUGUCGCCCGAGUUCGGAAUGACCCAUGUGCGUCUGUGUGUGGAGGAGGAGGACCACAAAAACUACUCGGGGGAGGGGCUGGGAGAUGUCAUGGGGGGCAGUGACGCCAACAGUCGCGUGCUGCGGGUCGUCGGCAGCAGGGGCGGAGACGAAAUGGACGGACGGUGCAACGCGUGGAUACGCCAAAUCAAAGAGUCUUUCGAAUUCGGAGAGGGAGCUUUCUCUGACGAAGAAGACGAACCGCUAACGAUAGUGGACUAUAUCGGUCACUUUCUAUCUUUCCUGUGGAAAGUGAUAUUCGCAGUGAUCAUCCCCCCUGCCUCCUAUAUGGGGGGAACUCUCACAUUCUGGCUCGCCCUGGCUAAUAUUGGGGCACUUGUGUUCCUCGUAGAAGAGCUGGGAAAUCUGUUGGGUUGUGUUGUUGGACUGGAGAAUGCGAUCACCGGCAUCACCAUCAUAGCCCUGGGCACUUCCCUCCCAGACACUCUGGCCAGUCGGACAGCGGCCCUUCACGAACAGUACGCAGACGCCUCCAUCGGAAACGUCACAGGCAGCAAUAGCGUGAACGUGUUCCUUGGCCUGGGAGUGCCCUGGGUGAUCUCGACUGUCUACAACCUCUAUUUGGGAAGGGGUGCAUUCACAGUGCAGACCAGCAACCUCUCCUUCAGUGUCACUGCUUUCCUCGCAGUCGGAGUCCUCUGUCUCGUCAUCAUCAUCGCCAGAAGAUUCAUCUUGGGCGGGGAGCUCGGUGGCUCGAAGCCUAUGCGAUGGGGCUCCUCUGGAUUCCUACUUCUGUUAUGGAUCGGAUAUACAACAGUCUGCAGCUCAAAAGCUCUUGGAUACUUCUGAUUGAAAACCUGGAAAACUGAAAUUCUUAAAAAAAUCCUUUCAAAGUCCUUUCAUUUUGAAUUCCUUUCAAAACGCGGUUUAGAAUUUUUAGAACCAUUCUAUAAAAAAGUGAACCCGACUCUCCUAUAAUAACCUAAUAUGCUAUGUCCUCAAAACGAUUCCCGUAUCAAAUAUGAAUAUAUGAAUAAGUUUUUAAUGACCAAUUGUGAUAUCGCCAAAAAUUUACCAAAACCAACAUUUAAUCCUCAUCCAGCAAAUCAGUAUUUGUACAACACGUGCAGUUGAUUUGGAUGUUAGAAGAUUUUGCGGCUUUUCUACUAGUUGUUUAAUUUUGCUACAAAAAUUCAGUGUUUUAUUUUUGAUGCGCUAAAACCUACAAAAGGCAUUUGAUCCAUAUAAAUAAUCAGUGCAAUGAAUAUCUUUUUUAUCCCAAACCUUUUCCUUUAAUUACUGUGUGUUUCAGAAGGCAGUGAAUCAAAUUAACCCCUUUGCUGGAUGAGAUUAUUCAAAAUCAGAAACGAUGAUUAUUGUAAUUGCGAAUGGGAGUGUUUGCCUUACGUAAAUUCGUUUUGAUGUGUUUUUAUUCUUUUAAAUUAUUUCAGGCAAAUGGAAAACAAAUUGAUGUCUAAAAUGAUAUCAGUUGCUACUCUCGUUUUUGUUUCACGUUUUUGAAGCCGC
Symsagittifera roscoffensis is the source of this 4518-nucleotide messenger RNA. RefSeq names its product sodium/calcium exchanger 1-like. The coding region runs from base 853 to 3840 and encodes 995 amino acids. The transcript is spliced from 20 exons. Lineage: Eukaryota; Metazoa; Xenacoelomorpha; Acoela; Convolutidae. Gene Ontology annotation, biological process: cell communication; calcium ion import across plasma membrane; sodium ion transmembrane transport. Gene Ontology annotation, molecular function: calcium:sodium antiporter activity. Gene Ontology annotation, cellular component: sarcolemma; postsynapse; axon. The record is from RefSeq and is a predicted model, not a curated record.